This is a messenger RNA of Diatraea saccharalis (sugarcane borer), 2228 nucleotides long. The record is from the annotation of a GenBank genome assembly. Lineage: Eukaryota; Metazoa; Arthropoda; Insecta; Lepidoptera; Crambidae.
UUUAUAUCUAAUGAUUUGGUAAUAUUAGAAUUAUUGCUAUUUUAUAAUGUAUUAGUUCUAUUUUAAAACUUUGUUAUUUUUGUUGCUUUUCACUAUAUACGCUACACCAUUCAAAUUGUAAAUUAAAAAAAUGUGAAAUUUUUGUUUUUAGAAUAAAAUUUAUCAUAAUGUCAUGGUUCGCGGACCUUGCCGGUAGGGCGGAGAACCUGCUCACAAACCUAGAUGAGCAAACCGGCGCGGCUCUACGCAACCAUAACGUGGUGAAGUCCAAAAAACAUGAGAAACAAGACUAUUCCCUCAUCCCAGAGCCGCCUUGGGCGCAGAAAAAACGUCCAACAACACGAAAUAUAAAGAAAGUCUCAACUGCAACCGAAACGAAAUCGAACAACUUAGUUCCUACCAGAAAACUUUCUCCUCUUUCAAAUGUAUCUCGUCAGUCGAGGUCGCCAGCCAAAGACAGUGUAGAAUAUAUCAGCAGACCAUCAAGGAAGAAAUCACCAGUUCGAAAAAAUAUUACUCAGUACAGCAUUGAGCAUUGUCCGAAUACUCUUGUAGGUGAUUUAAGGGACAGUGAAGUUGAAGAUCAGUUUUGUUUAAAAGAGCGACGAUACAGUUUACCAGCAGAUUUAGAGUUGAUAAGCAACCAUGAGACUACUUAUAAAAUACAAAAUUUGGAAAUUGAAAAUGCAAUGUUGAAAAAUGAACUUAAUGUUAUGAACCGAGAAGUUUCAGAGUUGCUUGACCGUCUGAGGAAGACAGAGGAUGAACUAAGCAACAAACAGACAAAAUUGGAUUGUGCUGAUCUUCAAAAUAAGAAAUUAAAUUUAGAUUUAGAGUCUCAAAACUCACAACUUGUGCAGUUGAAACACAAAAUUUAUGAAAUAAACAAUAAUGAAGUUCUGAAACAAAAGGAGAGGAGUGACAUGUUGGAGAUGGAAAUUGGUAUAUUGAGAGAUAGAAAUGAAGAGUUAGAAGAGAAAUUGAAACAACUGACCGAACAAAUAAGUGAGAAAAGUUCUUUUCAAAUUAAAUUAGAAAAUGACUUACGACAUGCACAAUCCACUAUUGUUGACCUUCAAGCCAAUUUAGAAAAGUCUAAUGAGGAAUGUCGUCGGUUAGAAAAAGACUGGGAGGCAUACAAGCUGAGGGUAAAAGGGAUGUUGUUUGCCAAAGACAAUGAGAUUAAAGCAUUACAAGAUGGCGUCACUGUGGCAGAGGAUACCAAGACUUUGACAGAUCAGUUGGAACAGCUGAAAGAAGAACGUGAUUUUCUAUCUGAAGCAAUAUCCAGGGUCAAAAACGAAUGUGAUGAUAUGAAACAACAGAUCGAACAGAUGGAAUCUAGACAUGCGACCGCGGAGAGAGUGGUGACCGCCCUAAGAGAGGCGCUGAGGGACGAGAGAGCGGCCAACAAUAAGACGGAAGCGCAGUACCUUGAAUUGGGGAAGGAGAUGAAAACAUUACAAAUUGAAACUGGCCAAACGAUUGCCAGUCUCCGUUCAGCUUUACGAGAGAAAGAGAACGAGCUGAGUCAGCUUCGUAACUCGACCUCGUCGGUUCGUGUGUCUGACACUAGCGCUCUGAAUGUAGCAGACUAUGACGUCACACAACAGUCCGUAGACGAGGAUAGAGUGCAUUACUUGACGGAAGCUCUGGUGCAGAAACAGAACAAGAUCGACACAUUGUUAGCUGAUAAUAAUAUGCUCAAGAUACAGCUGGAAAAGUUGGAGGUAAUUGUUUUGCAUAUCUAAUAAUUUGCCUGAGGAUGUGGUCGAAACGUAUUUUCUUUACAAUUUAUGACAGGUGACAUUGAAAUUCUGACGAUUCGGAGCGUAAAUGCGUGCGGUAGUUCAUAUGUUCUCAUACAAAUAAUUCUAAAAUUCUUCAAACAAAAUAAUUUAAAAAUUUUUUCGCUAGCUUCGCGCUUUCUUUUUUGAUCGGUGUGUGCUUUCAAGAAGCUUAUUUUUUUAUAAAUAAUGAGAAAAUUUUAUCUGAAAAUAUUUAUUAUUUGCCUAUUUGUUAAUAAUAUUAUUCAUUAAAAAUAUUAUUUUUUAUUAAAAAUAAAUUUAUUUAUGCUUUUAAAAUAACAAAUUAUACAUUUCGUAAAAUGUGUGCUCGCAAUUUUCAGUUUGAAAAAAAAAGAAAAAUUUGUAAUAUUAUAAAACUAACGGUUUUUUAUAGAUUCUUUUGUCUCCUUCACUUUUAUUGAUUAUUUUUACAAUAAAAUA